AUGGAUCCUUCCUUUCUUUCAAAAUCCUUCUUUCUACAUGUUGUUCUUAUGUUCGGUUUGCAUGGUGUCACCAGAUUGUAUGCAAGUGACCCUCCUCUAACACUGGAUUACUAUGCAUCAACUUGUCCCACUAUUUUUGAUAUUGUUAAGAAGGAAAUGGAAUGUGCAGUGCUUUCUGAUCCCCGUAACGCAGCCUUGAUACUUCGGCUUCACUUCCAUGACUGCUUUAUUCAGGUACAUUCAUGGUCUCAGGGAUGCGAUGGAUCAGUUUUGCUUGAUGAUACAGUCACACUUAAAGGUGAGAAGAAAGCAGAUACCAACAUCCACUCUCUAAAAGGCUUCGGACUUGUUGAUCGAAUCAAGAACUUAGUUGAAUCAGAAUGCCCCGGAAUUGUUUCUUGUGCUGAUGUUCUCACUAUUGCAGCUAGAGAUGCUGUGAUUCUGGUAGGUGGACCUUACUGGGAUGUUCCAGUGGGAAGGAAGGAUUCUAUAACUGCAAGUUUUGAACUUGCUAACACCAAUCUUCCCACUCCGAAUGAGAGUCUUCUCUCUAUAAUCUCCAAGUUUCUUUAUCAAGGUCUAUCAGUCACGGAUAUGGUAGCCCUUUCAGGAGCCCACACCAUUGGCAUGGCACGGUGUCAGAAUUUCAGAUCAAGGAUUUACACAGAUUUUGAAUCAACUUCAGUGAAAAAUCCAAUAUCUGAGAGUCACCUCAACAACCUGAAAUCUAUUUGUCCACCAAUUGGGGGAGGAGACAAUAACAUAUCAGCAUUGGACUAUGUUACACCCAAUCUCUUUGACAAUUCCUACUACCAGUUACUAUUAAACAGGGAGGGACUUCUUAACUCAGACCAAGAAAUGUACUCAAGUGUUUUUGGAAUUGAAACAAGAGAGCUUGUCAAGAAGUAUGCUGCAGAUCCUCUUGCUUUCUUCCAGCAAUUCUCGUAUUCAAUGGUGAAAAUGGGAAAUAUCACAAAUUCAGAAAGCUUCAUCACCGGAGAAGUUAGGAAGAACUGCAGAUUUGUGAACACAUAG
Molecule: messenger RNA, 1035 nt
Organism: Gastrolobium bilobum
Lineage: Eukaryota; Viridiplantae; Streptophyta; Magnoliopsida; Fabales; Fabaceae
Product: peroxidase 11
Exons: 4
Coding region: 1-1035 (344 amino acids)
Biological process (GO): response to oxidative stress; hydrogen peroxide catabolic process
Molecular function (GO): peroxidase activity; heme binding
Source: RefSeq, a predicted model, not a curated record